AUGUCAAAAUUGACAAGAUCAUCAUAUUCAUCAAGUUCAUUGCUGCGGUUAGGUAAUUUUUCAUAAAUUUUCAGCUAUGUUAUGAAUCAAUUCAUAUGAUAUGUCACGUCGUCCAUCUCCUUUAGAUAAUGAACAAUGUAGACAAUGCUCAAGUUUCUCAGAUUAUGUCAAAUCAACCAAAAAAAGAGUCCAACAAGAGGGAUCACUAAAUACAGACGACAAUAACAAUGAAGGAAUGAAACCAAGAAGGACUGAUUGCCCCUUAGAUAAAGAUGAAUUAGGAAAUAAGUCAUGGGGUUUGCUCCACACAAUGGCAGCAAAGUAUCCCGAAACCCCAUCGAGGGAGCAACAGUGCGAUAUGUUGUCGUUCUUUAAAACUUUCUCCAAGUUUUAUCCAUGUGAACAUUGUGCCAAGGAUUUGAGAGAGGAGUUAAAAAUUGACCCUCCAAAAACGGAGUCGCAAGAAGCACUGAGCCAGUGGCUGUGUAGACUACACAAUAAGGUGAAUAUCAAAACGGGUAAAGAAAUUUUUGACUGUUCAAAGGUUAACGAGAGGUGGCGAGAUGGAUGGUUAGAUGGAUCAUGUGAUUAUUAAAAAUUUAAAAAAAAAUCGAAAAACGAAUUUUAUAUGAAGAAAUAUUUAAUAAAAAUAGUAGUAACAUUA
Messenger RNA from Anoplophora glabripennis (Asian longhorned beetle), 664 nucleotides. RefSeq names its product FAD-linked sulfhydryl oxidase ALR (gene Alr). NCBI's taxonomy places the organism in Eukaryota, Metazoa, Arthropoda, Insecta, Coleoptera, Cerambycidae. The record is from RefSeq and is a predicted model, not a curated record. The transcript has 3 exons. Gene Ontology annotation, molecular function: flavin-dependent sulfhydryl oxidase activity; flavin adenine dinucleotide binding. Bases 101 to 595 code for a protein of 164 amino acids. Gene Ontology annotation, cellular component: mitochondrion.